Messenger RNA from Toxotes jaculatrix (banded archerfish), 1661 nucleotides. It is a transcript of the gene emp1a, whose product is annotated as epithelial membrane protein 1. NCBI's taxonomy places the organism in Eukaryota, Metazoa, Chordata, Actinopteri, Toxotidae. The transcript has 5 exons. Gene Ontology annotation, cellular component: plasma membrane. The record is from RefSeq and is a predicted model, not a curated record. The coding region runs from base 153 to 629 and encodes 158 amino acids.
GGCUUGGUGAGGGGAAAGAGAGGGAAUGGAGAGGGAAAACAGGGUGAUGUGUGUGCUGCGAAUUCAAAGCUGGGUGGGUCUACAGUGUUUCACAUUCCCAAAUAACUCCCGGGGCCGUGCGUUAAAGCGCUUUCAGUUUUCAUAGGGCCACAAUGUUGAUGCUGGCAGGAAUCGUCGUUCUGCACAUUACCACUAUCAUCCUGCUUCUGGUGGCCACCAUUGAUAAUGCCUGGUGGAUCACCAGUACAGUAUCAACUGACUUGUGGGGCAGGUGGGAGUUGACAAACUCAGUCUGGCAUUACACCAACCUGAAAAACUACCCAGAGGACUAUCUCCAGACGGUGCAGGCUACAUCAGUGCUGGCCUGCAUUUUUGCCAUCCUGGCCUUGUUUGUGUUUGUGGCCCAGCUGUUCACCCUGCCCAAAGGCCAGAGAUUCACCUUUACUGGCAUUUUACAGCUAAUCGCCUGCCUAUGUGUAAUGAUAGCAGCCUCGAUCUACACGGCUGAGUUUCAUACCACUGACACAGACGGAGGGUAUGGACACUCCUACAUCCUGGCCUGGAUCGCUUUUGUCCUCACCUUCCUCUUAGCAAUCACCUACCUUGUCCUGCGGAAGAAGAGCGAGUGAGAGGAUAAGAGGGGUGAGGGCAGGGCUGGGAUUGUGUUUCUUUGAAUAGGUGAAAUUAAAGAAUGGGCUUUGCUUCAAAAUUUGUAAGAACAAAACUUACAUCUGCAGCUAGGAAAAUGGGAGACUUGCAUUGAAUCACUAACAAGAGCCAUUUGUUUAUGUUUUGAAUAUUAGAAAUGGAAAUAGAACUCAAGCUAACAUUACAUGAAGGGCUGAAUUUUAUGUGAAACAUGUUUGUCCUUAAAUUUGUUUGAUUAAAGUGAGAGGAGGGCAGGGCAAUAUUGAAGAGUAGGGCACUAUGGGGUUCAAAAUCGGGGUUGUGAUCAUGAGGGUGCAACCCAAGGGCUAAUUUCAUGGCAUUAUGGCCAUAAAAUAAUAGGUCAGUUGUUUCCAAAGUCUUUAAAAGGUAGUUUCAUAUAAGUUUGAUGGACUCAGUUCACACCCAAUAGUUUGACAUGUUGACGAAUACAUUUACUCGCUUUCUUGGCAAGAAUGAUGAGAGGAUCGGUACCACACUCAACACACUGUGUGUGUUAAGUGUGAUGCUACAGCCAGCAGCUUAGCUUAGUGUAUUAUGUCCCAGUGAAAACACUGGGACAUAAUACACAGAACAAAAGUAAUGGCUCUGUCCAAGAGUAACGCAAUCUGGCUACUGGCACCGCUAACGCUUAAUUAUUUCUGUGCUUAGCUAACUAAACUAGCCUGCUGGCUGUAGCUUCAUAUUUACUGUAGAGACAUGAGAGUGGUUUUGAUUCUCUCAUCUAACACCCAGCGAGAAAGCAAAUAAGUGUAUAUCCCAAAGUGUCAAACUACUGCUUUCGGAAUCUAACAAAGUUACUGGUGCGACAAGGGUAAUGCCCUCAUUAAAAGCUGUUUUGAGAUGUAGUAGUUGAAUAUAUUCUGUGAGACAAACGUGCUUAUCAUCCUGUACAACCCCUUUGUGAGGCUGACAGCUACUACUGCAGGUUUCCAGUUGAGGAGUGGAAAAAAAAAAAAUACUGUAUCUGAGAAGGUACGGCAUGUUGGCAAAAA